This is a messenger RNA of Tinamus guttatus (white-throated tinamou), 1107 nucleotides long. RefSeq names its product zinc finger CCHC-type containing 9 (gene ZCCHC9). NCBI's taxonomy places the organism in Eukaryota, Metazoa, Chordata, Aves, Tinamiformes, Tinamidae. Gene Ontology annotation, cellular component: nucleolus. Gene Ontology annotation, molecular function: nucleic acid binding; zinc ion binding. The record is from RefSeq and is a predicted model, not a curated record.
AUGUCACAAAUUACGGCUCGGAGGGCUGUGCUCCCUGAAGUGCCCACUGCGGGUUUUUCAGCAGAGAGGACCGAAGGGGCCUCGCUGCGGCCUCAUGGGGGUAAGGAGGCCGUGCUGAUGGGCAGCGUCAGCCUUGCUGACAGGCAGACAUUUAAGCGGGAACGUCUUGGCUUUAUUCCAACAUCACUGCACCAGCUCGGUUCCCGCCUGCAGGGAGGACUGACACACAGGGAAGCGGCCCCCCCGGGGGAGCCAGCCGCGGGUAGAGCGGGGAGUCGCCCGCAUCCCCUACCUUUAAAGAGAGAGCAAGAGAAGAAGAAAAAGAAGAACAGGAAGAAAAAGGGCUACGAGAACGUGGACGUCAAUGGGUUCGUGGAGCACCUGAAGGCGGCGUCCCGCGGCGGGCAGGCGGGGGCCGCGGACAGCGCCGAGGCGCGGCGGGAGGUAGCGCUGGCCCUGAGCAAGGACAGGCGGCGCGAGGGGAGGAGGCUGAGGCGGCGAGAAGCAAAGAAAAACGCCAUGGUGUGUUUCCACUGUAGAGAGCCCGGCCAUGGGAUUGCUGAUUGCCCAGCUGUACUCGAAAGUCAAGAUAUGGGUACAGGAAUCUGUUACCGCUGUGGAUCCACAGAGCAUGAAAUCACCAAGUGCAAAGCAAAAGUAGAUCCAGCUGUUGGACCCUUUCCAUAUGCAAAAUGUUUUAUCUGUGGUGAGAUGGGGCAUCUUUCAAGGUCAUGUCCAGAUAAUCCCAAAGGAUUAUAUGCUGAAGGUGGCUGCUGCAGACUUUGUGGCUCUGUGGAGCACUUCAGGAAAGACUGUCCAGAAAACCAGAACUCAGAUCAUGUUACGCUUGGGCGAUGGACCAGUGGAAUGAGUGCAGAUUCUGAAGAAAUUAUAGAAACACCAAAGCUGCAAAAAACAAAAGUGAAAGGACCUAAAAUUGUUAAUUUCUGAAGGCCACUCCUGAACACCAAGCUGCAGUAACCCUGCAUUGCUUCACUUCAGAAUAGUGACUGCGCUGGAUUGCUGGAUCCAGUAAAUCAACCAGACUGAUGUUGCUAAAUUUUCUUUUGUAUUCCUAAUUUUUCCACCUUGCCUCCCAUACUCACU